CUCGCCUUUCGGGGGCUGCGUGUGUGCACUGCAGCUGCGGCCGGGAGCCGCCUGCAGCCUGCGGCUCAGCAAAAUAGCGCCACGAUGGCAGAGAAGGGCAUGGAUCCCGCCUGCGUCUCCAUCGCCCUGGAGGACACGGUGUGCCACGCCAGCCCCCCGGAUGCCCCGCUGCUCACCACCCACCUGAAGAAGGUGGAGAACCACAUCACGGAGGCCCAGAGGUUCUCCCACCUCCCGAAGCGCUCGGCCGUCAACAUCGAGUUCAUCGACCUGUCCUACUCCGUGCGCGAGGGCUCCUGGUGGAGGAAGAGAGGGUACAAAACUCUCCUCAAUGCCUGCGGGAAGUUCUGCCAGCGGGAGCUCAUCGGGAUCAUGGGGCCCUCGGGCGCCGGCAAGUCCACGCUGAUGAACAUCGGGCUGGCUACAGACGGCAUGAAGGGGCGAUCCUGGUGAACGGUCCGGCCGCGGGAGCUGCGCACCUUCCGCAAGAUGUCCUGCUACAUCAUGCAGGACGGACAUGCUGCUGCCGCCCUCACCGUGCUGGAGGCCAUGAUGGUCUCCGCUAACCUGAAGCUGAGCGAGAAGCAGGAGGUGAAGAAGGAGCUGGUCAACGAGAUCCUGACGGCGCUGGGGCUGCUGGAGUGCUCCUACACCCGCACCAUCUCGCUCUCGGGGGGGCAGCGCAAGCGCCUGGCCAUCGCCCUGGAGCUGGUGAAACCCCCGGUCAUGUUCUUCGAUGAGCCCACCAGCGGCCUGGACAGCGCCUCCUGCUUCCAGGUGGUGUCCCUGAUGCGCCUGGCGCAGGGCGGCCGCACCAUCAUCUGCACCAUCCACCAGCCCAGCGCCAAGCUCUUCGAGAUGUUCGACAAGCUGUACAUCCUGAGCCAGGGCCAGUGCAUCUUCAAAGGCGUCGACCAACUCAUCCCCUACCUGAAGGGCCUCGGCCUCCACUGCCCCACGUACCACAACCCCGCCGACUUCAUUAUCGAGGUGGCCUCAGGAGAGUACGGGGACCUCAACCCGGUCCUGUUCCGCGCCGUGCAGAACGGCAUGUGCACCAUGGCCGAGAAGAAGAGCAGCCCCGAGAAGGCCGACCCGUCGUGCCCGGCGCACUGCGUGGCGGACGUGGACCACAUCGAGAGCCACACGUUCGCCACCAGCACCUCCACCCAGUUCUGCAUCCUCUUCAAGAGAACCUUCAUCUGCAUCCUGCGGGACACGGUGCUGACCCACCUGCGGUUCAUGUCCCACAUCUGCAUCGGGGUGCUGAUCGGGCUGCUCUACCUGCACAUCGGCAACGACGCGGGCAAAGUCUUCAACAACACCGGCUUCCUCUUCUUCUCCAUGCUCUUCCUCAUGUUCGCCGCGCUGAUGCCCACCAUCCUCACCUUUCCCCAGGAGAUGUCGGUGUUCCUGCGGGAGCACCUCAACUACUGGUACAGCCUGAAAGCCUACUACCUGGCCAAGACCAUGGCCGACGUGCCCUUCCAGGUGAUCUGCCCCAUCGCCUACUGCAGCAUCGUCUACUGGAUGACGGGCCAGCCCCCCGAAGCCACGCGCUUCCUCCUCUUCUCCGCCCUGGCCACCGCCACGGCCCUGGUGGCUCAGUCCCUCGGGCUCCUCAUCGGAGCUGCCUCCACCUCGCUGCAGGUGGCCACCUUCGUGGGCCCCGUCACCGCCAUCCCCGUCCUGCUCUUCUCGGGCUUCUUCGUCAGCUUCAAGACCAUCCCCACCUACCUGCAGUGGAGCUCCUACGUCUCCUACGUCAGGUACGGCUUCGAGGGCGUCAUCCUCACCAUCUACGCCAUGGAGCGCGAGGACCUGGAGUGCCUCGAGGACUUCUGCCCGUUCCAAAAGCCCAUCAAGAUCCUGCAGGAGCUGGACGUGGAGGAGGCCAAGCUCUACCUGGACUUCCUCAUCCUGGGCAUCUUCUUCGUCAUCCUGCGGCUCCUGGCUUACCUGGUGCUCAGGUACAAGGUCAAGUCGGAGAGAUAAAGGGGCCGCGGGUCCCCGGUGCCGCUCCCGGGCCUGGCCUGGGGACAGACACAGCUGGACCCGGCGCCCCGGGCCGCGUCGGUGGGUGCCAGCCAGGCCUGGCUCAGUCGAGAAGGGUUUUGAGACAUCUCGGAACUGUUUUAACCUUUCCACGCACUCUUCAUCGCAAAAGUUUUGUACAGCCCUGGCGCCUGCCACCCUCAUUCCCCUGGGGACUGUCGGACCCACGGAGCUUGGGGCCCCUCCGGCCGCCCUGCCCCUCUCCGAGGGGCACCGGGGACGGUCCCACGGGGCCAAGGGGGGCUGCUCCGUGCCAGGAGGGGACACCCGCAGAGCCAUCACGAGCCCCCGGAGCACCAGGCCGGCAGCACGUGCAUCAGCAUGGAGAGGAGCCCGAAUAUUCAACAGGCCCAGUUGCACAAGGCUUUCGUGUUUCCUGCCGCCGUAGCCACAGAGAUUGCUGCAUCCCCUUUUCCUUUCGGCCUAGAUCCCCCUCUUUUUAUUUUUUUCCUCUUUUUUUUAAUUUUUAUUUUAACCCUCGCUGCUUCCAGCCUGCAUGGAGAGGAAGGGGAGUCAGCAGGCAGAGAAGCUGGGGCUCUCUCGUGCCGCUGCUUGGGUCCAUCCUCAGAGGGAUCUGCAGACCUGGGGACCUGGUAGGGUCUGUAGGAUUGGGACAGGGCUCUCAGACCUCAGACAGCCUUGUGUUUGGUCCCUGUUGUCUCUGGGAUCCGAGCCAAGAGGAUAAAAGCAACCAACAUGGAGAGAAGUGACCGGUCCCACCAAACCCCGCACGGAGGAUUUGGGUCCCCACCGUGCCGUCGCUGGAGCUCUGUUGCUGGGGCUGGCCCCGAGCCCUUCCCUUGUGCCUCCCUCCUCUCCUUCCCUGGCACCACUGCGGCCGUCUCAGCAGGACGGGGAGGACAGCACUGCUCAGCACCGCCUGCGUGCUGCCCGCGAGGAGGCGAUGGGACACGGCCCCGUCGCAGCGGGACCCUCCCGGGGUAGGAGCGCACAGAAACGGGUCCCAGCAGCACCGGGGCUGGAAAGCAGGUGAGGUCUUGGAGCGGUUUGUGCGCGUCGGGUGCGCCUGGUGCCGGGAACAGCUUUGCACUUGGGCACUGGUGUCCGGAUGAGGUCCCUUUUGGCAAGGGUCCCUGGCGGCUCCACCGAAGUCACCCCUCACGGAGGGAAGGCAUUCGGGCACCUCGCUGCCUGUCCGAAGGAACGGAGCUGAGGCCGGGGCGCGCACACUGCUGUGCUGGCGCCAGGACACGGGGCUGCGCUGAUGCCACCAGCAACCCGCUGCUUUCUGGUGGGCACAGACACGGGAGGGCACAGCUCGGCCCUGGCUCCAAGCGCAGGCUGUGCCAGGCUGCUGCCGGCACGCUCCGAGCAGCGGGGCACCGCCGAGCGAAGGACGGACUUCAGCAAUAUCCUCGAGGCUCUGCUUCGCUUUUCUUGGCUCGUGCUGGGACUGCUCCGCACCGCGGGGGCCAGCUGGCAGCGGGCGGAUGGAUGGCAGAUGCAGAUGGGCAUGCGGCAGGGCUGGGUUUCCCCUGCCUGGACAGCACAGACACGAGGAGCUCGUAGCCACGGGGGCUCUCCUGCACGAGGGGCUGGCGGCAGGACGUGCCCCGGUGCCCUUCCCCUGCUGAGCAUUGGGGUUUUCCCCAAGGGCUCUCGGCUGACUUAUAGCUGUCCCUCCUGAAAUUCCCCUCGGUUCCUGGAUCCUCCUUCACCCCUGACCCGUGCCACGUCCUGCGGUGAAGCUGCACAGGCUUGGAGCGCUGCUGCCUCCUGGACACGAUGCUGCGAACCCGGGGGCAUGGGGAGGGGGACCCGUCCCCACGUCUGCGCCAUCACCAGGGGGUGGCGGAGCUGCAGGGCUGUCACCCACCUCCAUUUCACUCUCUGGGGGGCUCUUGGACCGCUGCCCGCUUCUGCCCUGCUUUUGGGGCUUGUUCAGCCUUGCCCAGCACGGGGUGCGUGCUGCUGGGCUGGGGCUUUUCCCCUGGGUGUGGAUACCGAGGCGGCAGGAGGUGCUGAUGGAGCAGCUUGAUGUGGGCCCUGCCUCCUGCUGCUCGCAGCCUGGGGACCAGGGUGAGCAGGACAAGCGCUGGGGUGAGCUCUGCAGCUGGAGAACGGCUCUGCCGGGGGGUUUGGGGUGUGGGGAUGGGGUCCCUGAGCUGGGUCUUGGCUUGUCCUGGGCGCUGUGGGGGGCACGCAGCAGCAAGGAUGCACUUUAUGAGAGCAGGGGUACGGGACUGGGGGUGCUUCUGCAUCUGUGGGCAUCCCCACAGGGAACGCGGCUGGAUAAUCGCGAGGAGCGUGAUGGAGAAGAGCAGGCUUCUUCCCCCACGCCUCCUCUCCCUCCUGCACCCUCCCUGCCCCUGCCGUGCACUUUGAAGGGACAAGGACGCGGAUCCGGCUGUGGCUCUGGCUCCUGGGGAGCGCCGGUUGCACUCCACCCCCUCUAAACCUGCUUCAGCUCCUUCCCCUGGCUCCGUCAACCCCAAGGCAGGGGCGCAGGGAUCCGGCCCCUCGCCUCCACCCGUGGCCAGGCCCCUUUGGCACACUCACAGGAGCAGCGCACCCCCUCAUCCCUUUGGGUUUGCUGGAGGGGGCAGCGGGAGCGCAGGGAGGGUCUCGCCCCCUCCCCGAUCAGGCAAUAAACGUGUUUCGUUCUCGCUCUGCGUGCCCACCUUCCCUCCCAGCCUCCACCACGGAGCACCCCGCUGCUUUUCCAGCCUUUGCCGUGCCGUGUUGGUAAGGGGGGGGGGGGGCAGCUUUAAUCCGUGCCCCCUGGGGCCAUUCGCCAGAAAAGCGUGGAGGCAGCAGCUCGGAGGCCAAGGGAGGUGGGCGCAGGGGGUGUUUGCCCAGCUCCUGCCGCCUCGCCAGGGGGAGGCUGCGCAGCGGGGCCGGGGCAUUGCUACCCCUACAGUGGCCUGGCCGGACCCAGGCGAGGGGGAGCGAGCCCCCGGGGCUCUGGGGGGAGUGGGGGGGGCUGCUGCAGGUGAGGGUCCCGUGGGGACAGCGUGUGCCGGGGUCCCAGCGGUGCUCAGCAGUGUCCGGAGGGCCGUGGAGCAGGCGGAGGCGUCGCGGCGUGUGUCGGUGUUCGGGGGCUGCCAGCUGUACUCGUGGGGUUUCACACAUCAAUAAAACCUAUAUUUAUAGUG
Molecule: messenger RNA, 5171 nt
Organism: Cygnus olor (mute swan)
Lineage: Eukaryota; Metazoa; Chordata; Aves; Anseriformes; Anatidae
Gene: ABCG4
Product: ATP binding cassette subfamily G member 4
Cellular component (GO): plasma membrane
Molecular function (GO): ATP hydrolysis activity; ATP binding; ABC-type transporter activity
Source: RefSeq, a predicted model, not a curated record